AGCAUUUGUUCUAUCAUUUGCUGAAUAUUUUACUUGGAUAAAUACUAGUUUAAUUUUUCUUUUCUUUCCAGGAAUACAGCGUGUGCUCUUUAUUUUCCUCUAACACAAUUACACACAACUCAACGUGGCAUGCAGGCCAGCGAGCAAGACUUCGAAAAGGCCAAAGAUCAACUGAAACUUUUGAAGACUGAUCCUGGUAAUGAAGUGAAGCUGAAGCUUUAUGCACUGUUUAAACAGGCAACUCAGGGUCCCUGCAGUACCCCCAAACCAGGCAUGCUAGAUUUUAUCAACAAGGCCAAAUGGGAUGCAUGGAAUUCACUUGGCUCUUUGCCACAGGAGAGUGCCAGACAGCAGUAUGUCGAUCUUGUCUCAAGCUUGAUGCCUUCAGAAUCUUCAAGUCCUGUUAAAGAGAGCCCUCCUGACAUCAAGUCCGGCUAUGAAACAAUAGAGGUCUCUACUGAGAACAACAUCACAAAGAUCGUAUUAAACCGCCCAAAACUGAAAAAUGCAAUCAGUGUAAAGAUGUAUGAAGAAAUCAUCAAAGCCCUUGAGGAAGCAGCAAAGGAUGACUCUGUUAUAACAGUUCUGACAGGAAAUGGAGAUUACUAUUGUAGUGGAAAUGACCUGAACAACUUUGCUAAUAUCUCAGCGGGUGGAAUAAAGGAAAUGGCAGAAAACGGCGCAAAGCUGCUCAAAAACUUUGUCAACCAUUUUAUUGAUUUUCCUAAGCCAUUAAUUGCUGUGGUGAAUGGGCCAGCUGUUGGAAUCUCUGUAACUGUCCUUGGGCUUUUUGACAUAGUAUAUGCUACUGACAGGGCUACAUUUCACACCCCUUUUAGCAGUCUGGGUCAGAGUCCAGAAGGAUGUUCCUCAUAUGUAUUUCCAAAAAUUAUGGGCACAGCAAAGGCAACUGAGAUGCUGCUUUUCAACAAGAAGCUGACUGCUGCAGAAGCCUGUUCAGUGGGGCUUGUUACUGAAGUUUUCCCUGACAAGACCUUCCAAAAAGAAGUGUGGGCAAGGCUAAAUGCUUACGCAAGUCUUCCCAGAAAUUCCCUGGCAAUCUCCAAGCAGUUACUCCGAAGCAUGGAAAAGGAGAAGCUGCAUGAAGUUAAUUCUCAAGAGUGUGUGCAGCUCAAAGAAAGAUGGCUAUCCGAUGAGUGCAUGAAUGCUGUAAUGAGCUUCUUGAAGAAGAAAUCAAACCUCUAAUCGCUCAUCCAACUGUGUAAAAUAGAUUUCUGCAGAACUAAUUUCUAUCCCUUUUCCUACAAGAACAAAUGUCACUAAAUAUUCCAGGUAAGUAUCCAAGACGGUGCCUUAAUUUUGACAAGGGUAAUCCGUUUAUUGUAUUGAUGCCAGAGUCGCUGAAGUCCUUAAUGGUCUCCACUGCGGAGCUCUAUCCCUUUUUGUAUCUGGACAUGAAUUUAUGAUGCCAAUCGCAUCGCAAAUUGCGGCUUGAACCACGAGCUGGGAAAGCUGUUAUCGCUUUACAUGCUGAGCAAAUCUCUUUGAAUACAACAACGAUGGUUUGCCUUCCAAAAGGGGUCACUGAUUCAAUGUCACCAAAUUUUGCAAGCUCAUGAAUAACUGAUUGCUGGUCGUGUUGGACUGAAAGGCUGUUUGGUGUCCACCUGUAGAGUCAGAAGAGACAAAAGACAACGACUGACGUAAUUUGUAUUAGCAGAAAAUCUGAAUUAAAGUAUUUGUUUAC
Heteronotia binoei (common prickly gecko) is the source of this 1708-nucleotide messenger RNA. RefSeq names its product enoyl-CoA delta isomerase 2-like. NCBI's taxonomy places the organism in Eukaryota, Metazoa, Chordata, Lepidosauria, Squamata, Gekkonidae. The coding region runs from base 130 to 1206 and encodes 358 amino acids. Gene Ontology annotation, molecular function: fatty-acyl-CoA binding. The record is from RefSeq and is a predicted model, not a curated record. The transcript is spliced from 9 exons.